AUGGAUAAUGAUGAUUGUGGUCUAUUUUCCAUUGUGCAUAGCUGCAAAGCUAAUGCCUAUACUUCUCCUACCACCAUUCUUGAAACUCUUCCUCCACCUAAAAUCUUAAUAACCACCUCCACCACUCCCAAUAACAUCAUAGCUCCUAAAAACGCCACACCAUCUUACUUUGAUGAUUUUUCUUUAACCCAAGAAAAUAGAUUAGUCAGUUUUUCCCCACUUAAACCAAAUGAUUUUAUAGAACUAGACAAAUUAAAAAUCAAUUUCAAUCCCACCACUAUUAUCCCCGCCCACACCACAACUAUCCCUAAUAUCAUCACCCCCACCACUACUACCCUAGCUACCCCGACCACCAUUACUACAACCAGCAUCCAUGUCCCUACCCACAUAAGCACCACUACCAUCACUCGUAGAAUUAAUCAUGACUCCAAUCAAAUUUCAAAUUUGUUUGAUUUCCCAACACUCAUUAGAGAACAACAAAUGCAACAAAUCGAUAUUACUGGACCGGAAAAAACAAAGUCUAACUUCAAUCCAACCACCAUUAUCCAUAUCCCUUCCAUCAAUAACCUUACCACCAAUAUUCCCACACCCAUUAGUUCCACCUUCACUAACCCCAACCUUUCAACAAACAUUUUUACCCCAAAUGCCACAACCAUUGCACCUUCCAUCACUACCAUGAUUAACACUAACACUAGUUGUCAUGGAACCAAUAACUAUCAUGAGAUAUAUAACUUCCCAAAUCUCUUUGAACAACAACAUAUCCAUCGAAAUCAAAACAAUCAACUUUCUGCUCUCAAGUCUGUCGAUUGUAUUGGAAUCACAACAGCUCAUUUUGAUCUUGCAUAUAAUCAUCCAUCAAUUUCAAAGAAAUAUGCAAAAGAGAGCAAUCAACUACCUAUUAUACAACCCCAUACUGGUUCUCAAAUUUUAUCAUAUACAGACCCACAAGGAGAACUAUCCAAAAAAAGGAAAAAAGUGUUCAACAAUCAAAAGAUAGUAGAAUGGCAUAUGAGUAUAGAGAAGUUAAGUGAAGAUCCAUGGAAAUGGAGAAAGUAUGGAAAAAAACCUAUUAAAGGAUCUCAACAUCCAAGGUUGAUAGUAAGUACAACAACCCUUGAUAAAGUCAGUUUGGUAAAACUAAAAAAAAAUCGGACUACUACAGAUGUAACACUUUCAUAA
Messenger RNA from Lathyrus oleraceus (garden pea), 1179 nucleotides. RefSeq lists its product as uncharacterized. The coding region runs from base 1 to 1179 and encodes 392 amino acids. Gene Ontology annotation, biological process: regulation of DNA-templated transcription. Gene Ontology annotation, cellular component: nucleus. The record is from RefSeq and is a predicted model, not a curated record. The transcript has 4 exons. Gene Ontology annotation, molecular function: transcription cis-regulatory region binding; DNA-binding transcription factor activity. Lineage: Eukaryota; Viridiplantae; Streptophyta; Magnoliopsida; Fabales; Fabaceae.